Actinia tenebrosa (Australian red waratah sea anemone) is the source of this 1344-nucleotide messenger RNA. Its product is annotated as 3-hydroxyisobutyryl-CoA hydrolase, mitochondrial. Gene Ontology annotation, cellular component: mitochondrion. NCBI's taxonomy places the organism in Eukaryota, Metazoa, Cnidaria, Anthozoa, Actiniaria, Actiniidae. Gene Ontology annotation, molecular function: 3-hydroxyisobutyryl-CoA hydrolase activity. Gene Ontology annotation, biological process: L-valine catabolic process. The record is from RefSeq and is a predicted model, not a curated record.
GCAGAUUUUCACGUGUGCAGUUUGUGAAUCGUUUGGAAUCGUUUUGAUUCUUAGUGAUAUUUUCCAUCAUUUCCUCGGACAAAUGUAUCCUUUGCGAUUAUUUAACAGGGUUAACAUUGUGUCCUGUCGUGUGGCGACAUUGGCGCAACAUCUGAGAAUGUCUUCAUCAAGUGCCUCUAGUACAAAGAGUAUAGAAGAUGUUUUUAUGGAGAUUAAGGAUCAGGCAGGAAUUAUCACCCUCAACAGACCUAAAGCACUCAAUGCUCUAAAUCUUUCCAUGGUCAGAAAAAUAUAUCCUGUUCUCAAGUCAUGGGAAGCUGACCCUAAAGUUAAUCUUGUGAUAAUCAAGGCCACUGGAGACAAAGCUUUCUGUGCAGGGGGUGACGUUAGGGCAAUAGCAGAGGAUGGUCUAAGAGGAGGCAAUUUACCAAAGGAUUUUUUCAAGGAGGAAUACAUGUUGAAUUAUGCUAUUGGUACAUUACAAACUCCUUAUGUUGCUUUAAUUCAUGGCAUCACUAUGGGUGGGGGUGUAGGACUCUCUGUUCAUGGUCACUUUAGAGUUGCUACAGAAAAGACCUUAUUUGCUAUGCCUGAGACUGCUAUUGGACUUUUCCCUGAUGUUGGUGGAGGACAUGCCUUGCCACGACUGGAAGGAAACCUUGGAAUAUAUCUUGCUUUGACAGGUUUUCGUCUGAGAGGUUAUGAUGUCAAACAUGCUGGUAUUGCAACACAUUUUGUCAAAGCAGAGAAGCUUUCAGAACUUGAGUCAUCUUUACUUGGUCUAUCAGACUGUAGGUUGCAGACGGUACGAGGAUUAUUAGAUGAUUUUGAUAAAGAGUGCUCCAAAGAUCAAAACCCAAACUUUACUUUACAAGAACACAUGGACAAAAUUAACAGCUGUUUUGACAAGAAUACAGUAGAAGAUAUCAUGUCAUCUUUAGAAAAAAAUGGAUCAGAGUGGGCCAAUAAACAGAUUGAGACUAUCAAUAAAAUGUCGCCCUCGUCCUGUAAAGUUACCUUACGUCAACUUCGAGAAGGAGCAAGAAUGAAUUUAGCAGAUUGUCUACAGAUGGAGUACAGAAUAUCUCAGAGAUUUAUGGAAAAUGAAGACUUUUAUGAAGGAAUAAGAGCAGUAUUGGUUGACAAGGAUAACAGUCCAAGAUGGAAGCCAUCUACACUGCAAGGAGUAUCUAAUGAAAAAGUAGACUCUUACUUUUUACCCCUUGGUGAAAGGGAUCUUGUGCUGUGAUAAAUCAGCAUUUGUUAACCAAUUUUAAUUAUAAGUACUUAUAAAUAAGUAUCUGAAGGAACAGGAUAUUAAAGAGUGAUUUCAUUUAUAGCCAA